Messenger RNA from Cynocephalus volans (Philippine flying lemur), 751 nucleotides. RefSeq names its product eukaryotic translation initiation factor 5A2 (gene EIF5A2). Gene Ontology annotation, molecular function: translation elongation factor activity; ribosome binding; RNA binding. Lineage: Eukaryota; Metazoa; Chordata; Mammalia; Dermoptera; Cynocephalidae. The transcript is spliced from 5 exons. The record is from RefSeq and is a predicted model, not a curated record. Gene Ontology annotation, biological process: positive regulation of translational elongation; positive regulation of translational termination; translational elongation. Bases 158 to 619 code for a protein of 153 amino acids.
GGGUGCGGAAAGUGUGGCGGCCCCGCCUCGUCUCUGGGAGCUGCCGCGGUCGCCACCGCCGCUGCCGCCGCAGCUGUAGGGGACGGCGCGGGUACGCAGGCGAAAGGCGCCCUUUCCCUGCUGAAAGUUCCCUCGGAAACCCUCUCCCUCGCCCACCAUGGCUGACGAAAUCGACUUCACUACUGGAGAUGCUGGGGCUUCCAGCACUUACCCUAUGCAGUGCUCGGCCCUGCGCAAAAACGGCUUCGUGGUGCUCAAAGGACGACCAUGUAAAAUAGUAGAGAUGUCAACUUCCAAAACUGGAAAGCACGGGCAUGCCAAGGUUCACCUUGUUGGAAUUGAUAUUUUCACUGGCAAAAAGUAUGAAGAUAUCUGCCCUUCUACUCACAACAUGGAUGUUCCAAAUAUUAAGAGAAAUGAUUAUCAACUGAUAUGCAUUCAGGAUGGUUACCUUUCCCUGCUGACAGAAACUGGUGAAGUUCGUGAAGAUCUUAAACUGCCAGAAGGUGAACUAGGCAAAGAAAUAGAAGGAAAAUACAAUGCAGGUGAAGAUGUACAGGUGUCUGUCAUGUGUGCAAUGAGUGAAGAGUAUGCUGUAGCCAUAAAGCCCUGCAAAUAAAUGUGAACAUCAGGCAUGAGCAAACUGUUAAGGUCUGGAUCACCUACAGAUCUGAAGUUUGGUUCUGAGUUGGCACCAAAGCUAUAGCCUUCAUAAGCAACCUCAUUUCUUUUUAUAAUUGUUUUGAAAUUG